Molecule: messenger RNA, 1628 nt
Organism: Lingula anatina
Lineage: Eukaryota; Metazoa; Brachiopoda; Lingulata; Lingulida; Lingulidae
Source: RefSeq, a predicted model, not a curated record
GCAAUAAUUUUAGUAAUGUGCAGGCAAUGAAAUAAUAUCACAAUGUUUCCUUCAUUUUAGUCAAUCUAUGUGAGUCAACAAAAGAGGUUCACCCCAAAAGAUGAUUUGAUGCUAUUGAGGGAGGUGAUCACCCUAAAUCCAUUUGCAGGAGGGAGAGCCAAAUGGGAGGAGGUGGUCACCAACCUCAAUUUUUGCUCCCAUAGCAGCUUUAACAUCAAAAGCUGCCAGGCGAGGGUCAGGACCCUCAAACUGGCAUUCCAAGAAAAGACCAUGCAGUCUUUGAAGGCAUCAGGAACAGAUGAGGAAUUGACUGAGAGGGAAAGCCUUCUCCAAGAACUUCUUUAUCUCUUGGAAGAAAAUGCAGCUACUGAGAACAGCGAAAAAGAGAAGAAAAAAAGAGAGGAGAAGGAAAAUGUGGAUAAGGGCCUCAAAGUCCGGGAGGCAGCCAUGCUGUCUCAGAGGAGAAAACCAGAGCCAGCAGAUGUGGAAGAAACUCAGCAGCCCUCCACAAGCACACAGCCAUCCACGGGCAAGAGGAGACACUCAGACCCCAGUUUUGAAGAGUAUUUCGAAUUAAGGAGGAGACAGCAGGAGCUGGAGACUCAGCGCUUUCAACACGAGACCCAACGCCUUGAACAAGAAAGGGCAAGGGAUGAGAAAAUGUUUGCCAUGCUUGCGAAGCUUAUUGAAAAAAAUAAAAAUUAGGCAUGGCAAACAUUUUAUUAUCCCUUGCCUUUUGCUGAAACUCGGAGUACCUUUUUUUGUGAAUUCAGCAGGGAACUAGCUUAAUUUAUGGGAAAUAAUUUGUAUUAUUUUAAUUCAUUUUAUGACGAUAAAUGUAAUAUUUCCAUUAGUACAGGUGCAAAAAGUCAUUUUCUAUCAGCUGAAACUCCUGUUUGUGAAUUCAGCAGUAAACUUGCUAAAUUUGUGUCAUAAAUGAAUUUGUAUUCAAUUGAAUUUCAAAUUAAGUUGUAUAUUUUGUGGGGUUUUUUUACUGGGGUGUAUUUCACCAUAUUAAAUAAAGGUAUUAUCCUGGUUUAUAUCAAAGAAUUAACAUCUUUUCUAGUGAACCCAAGUACUAGUAAUAAUGUAGCUAUAAUGAAUCCAAUUGUACAGCAUUUUAAGAUGAUAAGUCUGAUAUUCCAAGUGCCAAAACUAGUUCUGCCUUCAGCUGAAUCACUGUUUGUGAAGUUGACAGUGCAUUUACUUAAUUUGAGACAUGAAGCUCUUUGUACAGUUUUUUAAAGACAUUUAAGUUGUUAUAUUUCAUUUCGUGCCAAAACUAAGUAGGGUCAAUACUUUUUAAGGCUUAUGUACUGUACGGAAGCCUUUAUAUUUGUAAAUGACAAACUCAUUAUGCAAUAAUGAUAUAGUGAAUAAUGACGUUGUUCUGUUUUACAUUUUUCUCAGAUUACAUAAAGAGAUGGGAAAACGGCUUUCAUAGAAAUGAGUGCAUAAACAGGUAUAACAGUCAAUUCCAUUCAAAUGAAGAUCACAUUCGGAAAGGUGCUUAAGUAAUUUGCUCCCAGCAAAGAAAAAUAUCACAGAUACAUUUUACUAAUAAGCAAUCCACUAUAUACUUGUCAUUUUCUUUACUAGUAAGUUCACAGUCUUGUUAUACUGUUUGC